AUGUCCCGCAAGGCGAGCGAGGACGUGGAGUACACGCUGCGCAGCCUGAGCAGCCUGAUGGGCGAGCGGCGCCGCCGGCAGCCCGAGCCGGGCGCGGCGGGCGGGGAGCGCAGCCUGCUGGCCGCCGAGUCGGCCGCCAGCCUGCAGGGCUCCGAGCUGGAGCGCGCGGCGCGGCGGCAGUUCCAGCGCGACGAGACGCCCGCCUUCGUGUACGCGGCCGCCGCCUUCUCGGCGCUGGGCGGCUUCCUGUUCGGCUACGACACCGGCGUGGUGUCGGGGGCCAUGCUGCUGCUCAAGCGGCAGCUGCGGCUGGACGCGCUGUGGCAGGAGCUGCUGGUGUCGGGCGCCGUGGGGGCGGCCGCGCUCGCCGCGCUGGCCGGAGGGGCCCUCAACGGCGUGCUGGGCCGCCGCUGCGCCAUCCUGCUGGCCAGCGCCCUGUGCACCGCGGGCUCGGCCGUGCUGGCCGCCGCGGGCCGCAAGGAGACGCUGCUGGCCGGACGCCUGGUCGUGGGGCUUGGCAUCGGCAUUGCUUCUAUGACAGUGCCAGUGUACAUUGCUGAGGUUUCACCACCCAACCUGAGAGGCCGGCUGGUCACCAUGAACACCCUCUUCAUCACAGGGGGUCAGUUCUUUGCGAGUGUUGUUGAUGGAGCCUUCAGUUAUCUGCCAAAAGAUGGAUGGAGGUACAUGUUGGGACUUGCAGCAAUUCCAGCAGUUAUACAAUUUUUUGGCUUUCUCUUUUUGCCUGAAAGUCCUCGAUGGCUUAUUCAAAAAGGACAGACUCAGAAGGCCCGUAGAAUUUUGUCUCAGAUGCGUGGCAAUCAGACAAUUGAUGAGGAGUAUGACAGCAUUAGAAACAGCAUUGAGGAGGAGGAGAAGGAAGUCGGCGCAGCUGGACCUGUGAUCUGCAGAAUGCUGACUUACCCCCCAACUCGCCGAGCUCUAGUUGUGGGAUGUGGUCUACAGAUGUUCCAACAGCUCUCAGGCAUUAACACCAUCAUGUACUACAGUGCAACCAUUCUGCAGAUGUCUGGUGUGGAAGAUGAUAGACUCGCAAUAUGGCUGGCUUCAGUUACAGCUUUCACAAACUUCAUUUUCACACUUGUGGGAGUCUGGCUUGUUGAGAAAGUUGGUCGCAGAAAGCUUACGUUUGGUAGUUUAGCAGGUACCACUGUAGCACUUGUUAUUCUUGCAUUGGGAUUUCUGCUCUCAGCUCAGGUUUCCCCACGUAUCACUUUCAGGCCAAGAGCUCCAUCCGGUCAAAAUGCUACUUGUACAAGCUACAGUUACUGUAAUGACUGCAUGUUGGAUCCAGACUGUGGUUUCUGUUACAAGAUGAACAAUUCAGGGGUCAUCGACUCUUCCUGUAUUCCAGUUAAUAAAGCAUCUACAAGUGAGGCGGCCUGGGGCAGGUGUGAAAAUGAAACCAAGUUCAAAACAGAAGAAGUACUUUGGGCCUAUAAUUUCUGCCCUACCCCAUACUCCUGGACUGCACUUUUGGGCCUUAUUUUAUAUCUCAUUUUCUUUGCACCUGGAAUGGGACCAAUGCCUUGGACUGUGAAUUCUGAAAUAUAUCCCCUUUGGGCAAGAAGUACAGGAAAUGCAUGCUCAUCUGGAAUAAACUGGAUUUUCAAUGUUCUUGUUUCAUUGACAUUCUUACACACAGCAGAGUAUCUUACAUACUACGGAGCCUUCUUCCUCUAUGCUGGAUUUGCAGCUGUGGGACUUCUGUUCAUCUAUGGCUGUCUUCCUGAAACCAAAGGGAAAAAAUUAGAAGAAAUUGAAUCACUCUUUGACAACAGGCUAUGUACAUGUGGCUCCUCAGAUUCUGAGGAAGGGAGAUACAUUGAAUAUAUCCGGGUGAAAGGAAGUAACUACCACCUCUCUGACAAUGAUGCUUCUGAUGUGGAGUAGUGUUUAGCCAGGAGACAUUCAAGUUGUGUACAGGAAUGUGGGGGAGAAGAACAGCACUUGGCGUCCUCACUGCCUUCCUCCUAAUCUGAUUCUUUCCACAGUCUCUCUGAAUGAAUUCACAUUCUAGAAAACUUGAUUAGAAGGAAAAUAUAACUAUCCUGACAUUUAUUUUCACAAAUGUAAAAAGUACAAAUUUUCUUAAGCAAAUAUAAGUGACCCCUUCCUAAAAUAGUUUAAAGUUGCUGUUGUACCCAGUGAUUUCAGUGGUACUCUUAUUUCUUAAGACCACAUGUAAUUAUUUGUGGCAAUAGAGUUGGUGAUAAACAGAUUACAUAUUUAUAUUUAUAAAGGGUUAUAUGAAAUAGUCCUAGGAUGUUUUAUGUCAAAACAUUGCCUAUUAACCCUAAAUUUUCUUCCUAAGUAGUGGCUUUCUGUGACCAGCUAUUGGAAAGUAAAUUCUAUUUAGGUUUUCACCAACAAAUUCACAAGUGCUCCUCAAGGGCACAGACAUCUUUCUCUCAUUUUGGAUUCCAGAUUUUGGCUUCUCUCUCCAAUGCAGAUACUGAAAUUUCCUCAGAGACUGACUCUACACAGGAUCUUUUGAACAUUAUCAAAAGCAGGUCUUUAGGGGUUAUUUUCAUACAUUUUUGCAUCAGCGAUAAGUAUAUUUGCACAGAUAAGCUAGCAUGUUUUGAUAAGUAUAUUUUAUUGUCAAAGUAAGAAAGAAAAGAUUUUUAUAAGAUCCCUAAUUCAUUAAUCACUUGGGAAUGCAAACUAUAAAUGCAAAAUAGAGCCAGGUCUUCAUUUGUAUUCCAGGGUCAGUUUCAUCGAUGCCAAACCCACCGCGUCUUCACUCUUGUUCCCUCGUCAGCUCCCACUCCUCUGUGCCUUCAUUAGUGCAUAAACACGUGCUAGCAGGCUAGUGUGCCCUUUCCUUGGCCCAAUUAAUUUCUGAAACAAGAGAAAGGAAAUCAAUGGCACAAAUAAUCCUACUUUUAUUGGUGUUUAAUUUAAAUCAUUCAUUUUUAUAUACUCUUCCUAAGGAAAGUAUCGCAUUUUGUUGCUUAAUUGUACAUGCCUUUUUUCCUCUGAAAACAUACUACAAUUUUGUUUUGCAAAUCUUUUCUCAUUUUCCCUAAUAAUAUGCUAAAAGCACCAAGAUACAGAUAUCUGUCCCUGUGUUGUUUUUUUACUCUUAUAUCUAUCUGGCUUGGUUUUCCUUCUUGUCUAAAGUUCAGAUUUUUUUUAUUGGAACUUACUAAUGGUUCUGAUGUAUCACAAAUCUGUGUAAAAUGUUCACUUACAUUUCUAACUUUUUCAAAGUAUUUACUGGUUUCUAUGUUCCUUCAUCAGUGAGCAAUUAAUUCUUGUCUACCUAAUAAGACUAUAUAAUACAUACAAAAUUAUUUGCUCACAAAGUCAUUUGCUAGUUCCAAUAAAAAAUAUGAAUGAGUGAAUGUUAGGUGGCCAGUUAGGAAUGCAUCAGCUUGAGGUAUCUUAAUAUGUCUUUAAAUAUCUAAUAAGGUCCUAAAUUUGGAGUGAAAAAGUUGCUAAUGAUAAAAUAAAAUUUCUGCCAAGAUGUUUUGGUCUUCACCAUAUUUACCAAACUGAAGCUGUACAAAGGAAGUGUAUUCUCCAAGUAACCAGAGGUACUCUCAAUAAUCAUUUUUCAUGCCCUAUAAAUCCUUCAGCCAAAAUAGAAAUAUUCUGUUUAUUUUAUAUUAUUAAAAAUACACUUUGGAGAAAUCUUUAAAUUGGGUGCUUUGACAAUUGAUUUCUAAAUGAUAUUAUGUUGGUUUUCUUCAGAAAUAAUUUAAUAUAUGAUAAAUUGUUUAUCAAUAUUUCUUAUCUCAUGAGGAUUUUCUUAUCUUGGUAGUAUUUUACAAAGAUAAGGUGAAAAUGAAAAAAAUAUUUAGACCAAGUAAAGUGCUAUUUUUAAAAUUUUACUUUUAUUAUUUGUUCAAAUAAUUGCUUCAAUUAUUUUCUUUUAUGAUACAUAGCCUUAAUAAUACACUUAUACUCAGCUGGGCUGAUGCACAAUAUUAAAGAGAAAAUUAAAUUUUUACUAUUUCUUAAAGCACAGCAUGGCCUGUUGUCUCUAAAUAAGAAAAUGAUGUUUUCAACUUUAUGCCCAUAAAUUCAUAUACGAGGCAAUAUUAGCCACAAAUUUCCUGCCCUAUUCCCCUUAUCUCUUCUUUUAAAGGACUAUUUCUUAUUGACAUAGUAAUAAUCUCCCAUGUCCUUAAAGUACAAGACAGAGAGGUACAUAUAGGAAUUAUUUAUAAGUUUUUAAAAACAAAUAACUACUUGAAAGUAGUACUUGAAAAGUAGUAGGCUCUGUUUUCAGAUUUGGUGAACCUUUUAGUACAUUAAAAGUUAAAUGUUUGGAUUUUUCAGGUUUUUUAUAUUAAACACUGUUUAAGUUCUAAGUGUUUUUGACCAUCACUGUCACUUCAGAAAUCUCCUAUGUGCAAUAUCAUCAGACAUAUACUUUGUCAUGCAGUUUACAUAUGAUGUGAUCAACACAGAUUAAGCAUUAGGCUUACAAUUAAAAUGAUAUGCUUCUUCCUCAACAUGAUAAAAAUUCAAUUGUGAUAUAUUAUAUUUUAGAAAAAUUGAGUAAAGAAAAUCAUAAUCACAACUAGGGCCUAUCUGAGUGGCUGAUGUGCAGUAAAAUUAAAAUUGUGUCAUUUUGUCUAUGCAUAAAUGCAUGGUGUUGAAUGUGAUGGGAAAAAGAUGCAGUAGGGGCUAGCGAUAUCACUCAGUGGUAGAGUGCUGGCCUAACAUAAUUAAGUAUUAAUAUUUUUCUUCUGCAUAAAUAUCCCUAGUAAUUUUGAUUGUGAAAUUUAGCUUUGUCAUAUAUAAUAUUUGAUUAUUUUUAUUACAUAUAUAGAAGAUCUAAAAAUAUAUUUCCAUUUCAAUUUUUGUUCUCAGAUAUAUAUAUUUCAUGACAGAAUAUCCCAUGGGAAUAAUGCCAAAGUCUCUUUCUUAGUUUUGUCACUGAAAUAGAUUUCAGUGCAUCUUCUAAAUAUUUGUUAUUCACUCUAAAAUGGGAAAUCAGCUAAAGUAUCAAAUUCAUAUUUUUGCUAUAAUUUCAUUAUCUCUUAAACAGGAAAAGGAUGACUAUGAAAAAUAUAAACUAACAACCUUUUGCUUUUAACUAUUGAAGUAAGGAUGAUAUGUAUUAUUGAUAAUCAUAGAUCCUGAGACAGGUAUAUUUUAGAUUAUACUAUCACAAGCUUUCCUUAAAAACUUACUUUUACUUGGUUGUGACAAAUUUUUAAUAGUAAAUCAGACUAUUUCCUUGACUAGGAAUAAAAAGGUGAAAUGACAAGCAGGACAGGAGCGGAGACUUCAUACACUGGGCUGUGCAUUAAGCUGCAAAUUAUGGACACACUUUGCUGCUUAAAAAUAGCUACUGCCUAUAAAAGGUCUCAAAAUUGUUCUCUGGAUCAAUUGUAGUGUCCUAUUUCAAUGUUCUUAGGCUCCUGCACAGUAAUGCUAAGGUAAUUUGACGAUGUGGUUCAGAACAUAGCAGUGUGUAAUUGUUGGUACAUUUAGCUCUUAUCCUAGGUGAGCACUGGUGCUGCUGCUAAUUUCUGGAAACACUGAUCUUAAAUUACCAAGCUGCUAACUGCUACCAACUCUUUAUUGUAAAUUUUCUCCUUAGAUAAGAAGGGAAAUUUUUUGUGCCAAUAAUCAUCAAUCAAGUAUUUUGUAUGAGUGUCAAUGUUUAGAAAUACAUGAGAGUAUUUUAUCCUCCUAAUUUGCUUAUGAGUUUCAAACACUAUAUAUCCUAUAAAAUUUAUGUAUAAAAAGUCUAUUGUGCUUGGAUAAUUUUGUGUACAAAAUAUUACAUACCUUCAUUUGUAAGUAUUCAAAUUUUUUAUUUUAGAUUUUUAAGUUUAUAUGUUUGAUUUUAUCAUAUUAUAAAUAAGAAAAAGAAAUGGAUCAUGCAGCUAACUAGUACUCAUAAUUGCAGAUAAAAACUGAGCAUGGUGGAUCAUCCCUGAUAUCACAGCACUUGGGAGUGAAGGCAGGAGUUACAAGAUUUAAAGGUUAUCCUCAGCUACAUAACAAUUGAAAGGCCAAUCUGAGAAACAUGAGUCUUUGUCUCAAAAGAAUAUCAAAAUUACAAAUAAAUACCUUAUACAGUUAUAAGAGUUUGGUAAAUUCAAUAUCUCACCUCAUUAAAAGGCUAAAGAAGAUAGAAAUUUAUGUUCAAAGUUUCCUGGUAGCUUUUGGACUAUAUCUCAUUUGGUGUCAUUUGUAACUUUUAUUUGUAAUGAAUGUUCUUAUUUCUACUUAAAAGCUCCAAUGUAUAUUUAGAUUAAAUCAAAAAUUUUAUGCUCUUAAAAUAUAUGUCUUUCAACAUGUAUAUUUUAAUUUCAGAGUGCAUGUUAUAUAGUGUUUAAUACUUCAGAUAUCUUGGCAAAUUCAAUAUAUUUAUUCCUA
Jaculus jaculus (lesser Egyptian jerboa) is the source of this 6369-nucleotide messenger RNA. RefSeq names its product solute carrier family 2 member 13 (gene Slc2a13). Gene Ontology annotation, cellular component: membrane. Gene Ontology annotation, molecular function: myo-inositol:proton symporter activity. Gene Ontology annotation, biological process: transmembrane transport. Bases 1 to 1914 code for a protein of 637 amino acids. The record is from RefSeq and is a predicted model, not a curated record. The transcript is spliced from 10 exons. NCBI's taxonomy places the organism in Eukaryota, Metazoa, Chordata, Mammalia, Rodentia, Dipodidae.